AUGGCAUCAGGAACCAGAGAGUGAAUAAAGAUGGCGCACACUCAGCGACUGUCAACAAUAUUUACACUUUUACCCACUAACCUUUGUAAUACACAUCCUAAUACUCCCUCAAAUUCUCUACGAUUGCGGUUUUCAACGAUUAGGGCAGAUGUCUCCCUCGAAGAACACCCUUUCCCCCCAAACGCCAUGCGAAGGAAGCUUGAUUCGAGUUGGAUGGGUGGAUUUAGUCUAGGAAUUGAUCUGGGUUUAUCUCGUACCGGCCUUGCUCUUAGCAAAGGCUUCUCGGUUCGUCCCCUCAAGGUUCUGGAAUUAAGAGGCCAAAAGCUUGAGAUGGGUCUGCUUGAAAUUGCUCAAAAACAGGAGGUAGACGAGUUUAUUAUCGGGCUGCCUAUUUCAUCAGAUGGAAAAGAAACGCCACAAUCCAAUAAAGUUCGUAGUGUUGCUGGUAGGAUCGCCAUUCGAGCUGCAGAGAGGGGUUGGAGAGUAUACUUGCAGGACGAACACGGAACAUCAACAGAUGCAAUGAACCGCAUGAUUAACAUGGGACUCGGCAAAUCUGCUCGAAAAGAAAGCCUUGAUGCUUAUGCAGCCAUGAUGGUGUUGGAGAGGUAUUUCUCAGAAUCAGGCCAGGGAACUGAAAUGGUUUUGCCUAAGCAAUUGGAUCUCCAAGAAAAGCUUCGAAAAGGCCCGCCAUCGGAUUUCUUUUAAGAUGGUGUAGUCUCGGCCUUGUUUCAAGGAUUUCACUUUCCAUCGUUAAUUUGUGGGUCAUGCGACCCGCAAAAUGAGAUGGGCUAGAUGGAUGAACGUUUGUUCACAAGUGUUGGCGCCACACUUCCAACGAUUAAAGAAAUCUGGAUUCCAGCUGGUGGUUCGAGAGCCAGAACUAUGUCAACAGUUCCUGUUUCAUCAAGUUGUACCUUGUGCUGGUUUUAUUGGACAUUUUAUGUGGUAGUUAUGAAUAAACAAUAUAUGUGAAACAUCAUAAAGUAUUUACAUAUCAUUUCUUUCUCUA
Messenger RNA from Cynara cardunculus var. scolymus (artichoke), 1012 nucleotides. Its product is annotated as putative pre-16S rRNA nuclease. The coding region runs from base 31 to 708 and encodes 225 amino acids. Lineage: Eukaryota; Viridiplantae; Streptophyta; Magnoliopsida; Asterales; Asteraceae. The record is from RefSeq and is a predicted model, not a curated record. Gene Ontology annotation, biological process: rRNA 5'-end processing. The transcript is spliced from 6 exons.